This is a messenger RNA of Staurois parvus, 1676 nucleotides long. Lineage: Eukaryota; Metazoa; Chordata; Amphibia; Anura; Ranidae. The record is from the annotation of a GenBank genome assembly.
GGUCUGUCACAAUGGCUAAGUUUCAAGCUCCAGUAAUCAAUGAUAACCCCUUGGGCUGGGGUCCCUGUGCUGUACCUGAGCAGUUUAAAGACAUGCCUUAUCAGCCCUUCAGCAAAGGAGAUCGACUAGGAAAGGUUGCAGACUGGACAGGAGCCACUUAUCAGGACAAGAGAUACACCAAUAAAUAUUCUUCUCAGUUUGGUGGUGGUAGUCAGUAUGCAUAUUUCCAUGAAGAGGAUGAAACCAGCUUCCAGCUGGUUGACACAACAAAGAUGCAGAAGACUGCAUACCAGAGGAAUAGGCUGCGAUUUGCCCAGAGAAAUUUGCGGCGAGAUAAAGACAGAAGGAAUAUGCUCCAAUUCAACAUGCAGACAUUACCCAAAAGUGCCAAGCAAAAGGAGCGGGAUCGUCUUAGACUGCAGAAAAAAUUCCAGAAACAAUUUGGUGUACGUCAAAAGUGGGACCAAAAAUCUCAGGCACAACUAAAACCAAGAGACUCCUCCGUGGAGGUGCGCAGUGACUGGGAAGUAAAAGAAGAGAUGGAUUUUCCCCGCCUGAUGAAAAUGCGUUAUAUGGAGGUUUCUGAUCCGGCGGACAUAGAGUGCUGUGGUGGCCUGGAAUAUUAUGACAAAGCCUUUGAUCGGAUCACCACAAGGAGUGAAAGACCCUUAAAGAGUAUUAAAAGGAUCUUCCACACUGUAACUACCACAGAUGACCCCAUUAUCCGAAAGCUGGCUAAAACACAAGGAAAUGUCUUUGCAACAGAUGCUAUUCUGGCCACCCUUAUGUGCUGCACUCGAUCUGUCAAUUCUUGGGACAUUGUGGUUCAAAGGGUAGGAUCCAAAAUAUUCUUUGACAAGAGAGACAACUCAGACUUUGAUCUUCUGACAGUCAGUGAAACAGCCAAUGAGCCUCCUCAAGAUGAUGUGAAUUCCCUGAACUCGCCAAGAAAUUUAGCCAUGGAAGCAACAUAUAUCAACCACAACUUCUCCCAGCAGUGUUUGCAGAUGGGCAAGGAAAAGUACAAAUUCCCCAAUCCCAACCCCUUUAUGGAGGAUGAUGCGGAUAAAAAUGAGGUGGCAUCUGUAGCUUACAGGUAUCGACGCUGGAAACUUGGAGAUGAUAUUGACCUAGUGGUGCGCUGUGAACACGAUGGAGUGAUGACCGGUGCAAAUGGAGAAGUGUCAUUUGUGAAUAUAAAGACCUUGAAUGAGUGGGACUCUAGGUAUUGUAAUGGUGUAGACUGGAGGCAGAAGCUGGACUCCCAAAGAGGGGCUGUGAUUGCCACAGAGCUGAAGAAUAACAGCUACAAGCUUGCAAGGUGGACUUGCUGUGCUCUGCUGGCAGGAUCAGAAUACCUUAAACUGGGGUAUGUGUCCCGUUAUCAUGUCAAGGAUUCCUCUCGUCAUGUUAUCCUUGGUACUCAGCAAUUCAAGCCCAAUGAGUUUGCCAACCAGAUUAACUUAAGUAUGGAGAAUGCCUGGGGUAUUUUACGGUGUGUGGUGGACAUUUGCAUGAAGCUUGAUGAAGGCAAAUAUCUCAUCCUGAAGGACCCCAACAAGCAAGUUAUUAGGAUAUACAGCCUGCCUGAUGGUACUUUCAGUUCAGAUGAGGAUGAUGAUGAUGAAGAUGAGGAAGAGGAGGAGGAAGUAGAAGGUGAGUACUGUGAAGUAUGA